Puntigrus tetrazona (Sumatra barb) is the source of this 1036-nucleotide messenger RNA. It is a transcript of the gene atp6v1f, whose product is annotated as ATPase H+ transporting V1 subunit F. The record is from RefSeq and is a predicted model, not a curated record. NCBI's taxonomy places the organism in Eukaryota, Metazoa, Chordata, Actinopteri, Cypriniformes, Cyprinidae. Gene Ontology annotation, molecular function: proton-transporting ATPase activity, rotational mechanism. Gene Ontology annotation, cellular component: proton-transporting V-type ATPase, V1 domain; membrane. Gene Ontology annotation, biological process: proton transmembrane transport. Bases 98 to 457 code for a protein of 119 amino acids. The transcript has 2 exons.
CAGUAGUCAGCUGAUUAAAGCAUAUGAUCCAGCAGGACGGAAAAAAACAUUUCACCCUUACCGUCUUUCGUUUGAGCAGACAUAAGCAAAAGGCAAAAUGCCCGGACGGGGGAAAUUAAUCGCCGUUAUAGGAGAUGAAGACACAUGUACCGGGUUCCUCCUCGGAGGGAUCGGAGAGCUGAACAAAAACCGGAAACCCAAUUUCUUGGUGGUGGAGAAGGAAACUAGCAUCACAGAAAUAGAGGAGACCUUCAAGAGCUUCCUGGCUCGCAGUGACAUCGGCAUCAUCCUCAUCAACCAGUUCAUUGCGGAGAUGAUUCGUCACGCCAUAGAUGCCCACAUGCAGUCGAUCCCAGCCGUUCUGGAGAUCCCUUCAAAAGAGCAUCCUUACGACGCCUCCAAAGACUCCAUCCUGCGGCGGGCCAAGGGCAUGUUUUCAGCAGAGGACUUCCGAUAAGCCCAUGCCCCCAUGGGCUCAGGUGCGAGAGCAGACAAGUUUUACUUCUUGACCUCAUCCGUCUUGCUGAAGCUGGAGCCCGUAUUAUAAAGAUUAAAUAGCGAUGUGUUGUUAAUGUGAUGUUCUGUGUUUUUUUUUUUUGCCAUUCCCGAGUUUGAAGAAGAGGAAAUUGUUCCCCAGUGCUCCUAAUAGUAAUUGUUAUAUAAUGAAAUAUAUUAUAUAUAAAAAGGAUAUGUAUUAUUUUAUCCCUUGUACAACAGACAUAUAUCACAAGAAAUUAUUACAUAGUGCUGUCUUAAUAUUUAAGUACUUUCAUCUCAGAGCUGACAAUAUUAGACUUCAAAGCCACUGUUCCCCAUUUAAAUUGGUUUGAAAUAACUUUAAAUGCUAAAUAGACAUUUUUGGAGCUCUGGUAUCUUUAACUGUAAUAUGAUGUGCUAUGAAUGCAUAUUUUGUCAUUGUAUCUGUGUCACUUUGAGCACCGCAAAGAGCUUUAUGCUACAUGAUGUGAUGUGAACGUGUUAACUUAUGUAUUCAGAACUGUGACUUACAGUUUAUUAAAAGAAGAUCGACACUCUC